Molecule: messenger RNA, 1336 nt
Organism: Eruca vesicaria subsp. sativa (arugula)
Lineage: Eukaryota; Viridiplantae; Streptophyta; Magnoliopsida; Brassicales; Brassicaceae
Source: the annotation of a GenBank genome assembly
AGAGUAGCAAGCGUCCGUUGAUUAAAAAAGAAAGAAAGUAGAAAGCGUCCACUCAAAUUUUGAAAAAAAAAGGUAAUCAGUCACCAAACUGUGAUUCUCUCAACUCGGAAGGAAGUCGCGGCGUUAGGGAUUAAGAAGAAAAUGGCGGAGAAGAAGAGAUGGAUUGCGAUGUACACGAAGCACCUCACACAGAAGAGAAAGGUCUAUCACGAUGGCUUCCUCGAUCUCCAUUUCACCAGAAAAAAGGUGUUGCUUUAUGAUGAGGCUGAUAAUCUACUCGAAAGCAGGAUGUUAAAAGCAAACGAAGUUGUGAACUCGGGUGAACGAAUCACAUUUCAAGCAUAUCUUGUCGAUAUUUGCGAACCCAAGGACGGAUGUAAUGAGCCUUCAUCUGAUCCAAAGGCUCAACCAAGUAAUGAUCAUUUUGUUCAACAGCGCAAACCAUUUGCAGUCCUCAGGCCUAAUUUCAAGAAAUCUUCCCCUUAUUCUGAAGAGAAGAAACCUAACCUUGCAAAUGAUGUUGCUUUGAAGGAUCUCAGCCCAUCUCGCAAGAUGAUUAGAGGAUUUAAAAAGAGAGAACUGCACAAGUUUGCGGCAUUAAGUCCUGACUCUGUAAAACCAACAUUUGAAGGGACUUCACCUCUUGGCUCAGCUAAUAAUGGAAAGAAUGAUCGCCCUCUGAUCAACACUUCUUAUAAAGGAAUGUCCGGUGCUGAUUUAAGACGAGAGAAUGACAAGUACAGCAAGGACGUUCCUUCACAUAAACCUUUACGUGAUGUAAAUCAAAUACUCUCCAUACUUCAGAGACCGAAUGCUACAGCCACAUGUUUUGACAUUAACCAGAAGACGCCAAUGUCCAUAACAAAAGUACCUCCAGAAUCUGUUACCAGCAAAAUCAUUAAAGUGGAGCCUAUAUCACCUGGAGCAUCUAGAGAUUCACUUCCCCAACAGCAGUUCAUGGUGCGAGAAACCUCACCGGCCAAGACAACUGCACGCACAGUGACUCAUCUGAACUCAGCCUCUCCGAGUUUUGACCUUGGGAUAUGAAACCCCCAAUAUCUCAUUUUACGUAAGUUCCUCAGUGAACUGUAUAACUUUUUCUUUUAUGAAAUGAUGAACUAUACGGAAACAAAGAUAUGUAUGUCCGACUGAAACAACCUGACGAACCAGAUCCAAAUUGUUUGUCCAAUGUUCAACAACUCAGUGUGAUCAUUACUUAUAACUCAGUUUCGUCAGAGUGUGGUAUCGUCGAAGUUAUAUGGGGAAAGAAUACAGAACCAAAAACACCUCAAAUAAUUGCUAUUAACCAUUAUUCUUUGUAAUUAUAUGAACCAAG